Molecule: messenger RNA, 2716 nt
Organism: Corticium candelabrum
Lineage: Eukaryota; Metazoa; Porifera; Homoscleromorpha; Homosclerophorida; Plakinidae
Product: myotubularin-related protein 2-like
Exons: 19
Coding region: 378-2549 (723 amino acids)
Biological process (GO): phosphatidylinositol dephosphorylation
Cellular component (GO): cytoplasm; membrane
Molecular function (GO): metal ion binding; phosphatidylinositol-3-phosphate phosphatase activity; phosphatidylinositol-3,5-bisphosphate 3-phosphatase activity
Source: RefSeq, a predicted model, not a curated record
AUGGCAUACCUGGCAUAAAGAUUACUAUUGCUGCUUCUCCUUAAUUUUUAGCUAAUCUUUACUUAUAUUGGGUUCUUCAUCACGGUUUACAUUUCUUCAAGAGGCUGUUGUUCUUUUUACUAUUGGGUACAUUUAUGCUCAGACAUGGCCUGUUUUUGGUCGGAUAACUGUUUUGAUGGCUCGCUGUUAUUUCCCACUGUGUGAUGAUAUCAUUACAUAGCAGUAACUUUUUAAUGUGUUUGUAGUGAUUAAUUUUAUAUGCAAUGAUUGCUGAGAUGUUAUGUUUAUCAGUAGUACAUGAUUACCAUUUUGAAAGGUGGAUAUAAGUGUUUUCUGGUAGGGUUGUUGUUGCUUGUUCUGAUAGAAUAGCAGAUGGGAUGAAAGUAAACAGACCAACUGAUCUUUCCAUGUGGAUACCAUUUCUACACAUUAUUAGUGUGGAGAGAGUCAGUGACGACAAGGUUGUACAUAACAUAAAGGGACAGAAAGGAGUCGUCACUCUUGUUUUAAAGUGCUAUGACUUUCGAACUGUUAGAAUGACUUUUAUGAAUCAAGCUUUUGAGGAUGCUCCAGAUGCAUUUCAUCGUCGACUAAGUGCUAUGUCCGUGAAUACUGACAGGAAACAUAAAGCCAUUAGUCCUUGUGAUGGUGAAGAUCACAUAGUUGAACUACAAGAUGUUGCAUCAUCUGUUGAAACUUUCUCAGAAGAGAUCGAUGAGAUGAAAGCAACGAACAUCAGUGUGUGUCAGUUUGAGUCUCAGAGUGGCAGUGCAGACUACAGUGUUGCUGCUGGCAAUGUUGUUGUUGACAUGCCUUGUUCUUCUGUUAUUUCUGCUGCACCUGUGCGCAGUGAGCAGCAGAAAGCAUAUCUGAAAGCUCGAUUGUCUACAUCGGCUCAAGCUAGCAUUCGUAGCAUGAAGGAACAAAUCAAAAGCAGGGCUGUGUUUGGACAACAGAGCAGAAGCGAAAGUGCUGUUGAGCCAUUGAUCAAAUCAUUUCAUGAUCGUCUUGACUACAUUUUACUCAAUCCUUCAACGCAAUCAUUUGCAUAUGUGGGUGAAUCUGAAGUUUUUGAACAUCUUGUUGGAUGGCAAACAUUUGUCAGUGAGGAUGAGUUUCAAAGACAGCAGGUGAAUGACAAGUGGAAAGCUUACAAACUGAAUUCUUGUUAUGGUUUAUGUCCCAGCUAUCCUCCGACUCUCUACUUACCAGCAAAUCUGAAGGAUGAGACGAUUCGGCUGUGUGCUGAGUUUAGGAGCAAGUGUCGGCUACCUGUGCUGUCUUGGUUUAAUCAUCGGCUCGGUAAUUUUAUGAUGCGAAGUGCACAACCGAAACCUGGUGCUAUGGGAAGAUUCUCAGUAGAAGAUGAACAUCUUAUUGAGGCAGCACGCCUGUGUCAUCCUGAGUCAUCAACUUUGGUUAUAUUUGAUGCUCGAUCUCAAGUAGCAGCUGGAGGUAAUAUGUUAAAGGGGUUGGGAACGGAGAAUACAAUUCGGUAUCGUAACUGCAGGCUACUCCAUCUUGAUAUUGGUAAUAUUCAUGCAAUGAGAGAGAGUAUUGACAAACUGAGGAGUGCUGUGUGUGAAAGAACAACAGAGCUUCGUUGGCUAUCAACACUGGAGGACACACAAUGGCUUAAACACAUUGCCACUAUUCUCACUGGUGCGACUACUGUAGCUCGUUAUGUGGCUGAAAAAGGAGCUGGAGUACUUGUUCAUUGUAGCGAUGGAUGGGAUCGUACAUCCCAGCUCACUUCUUUAUCGCAGCUCAUGUUGGAUUCUUAUUACAGAACUUUUGAAGGCUUUAAGGUUUUAGUUGAGAAAGAAUGGCUUUCUUUUGGCCACAAGUUUACUGAUCGAUUGGGCAAUCCGGCAUUUCCAAAUGAGCGAUCUCCUGUGUUUUUGCAGUUUCUUGAUUGCACAUGGCAGAUCAUGCAGCAGUUUCCUACCGCAUUCGAAUUCAAUGAAGACUACUUACUGAACAUAUCUGAACAUUUUUCAUCUGGAUGGUUUGGAACGUUUCUAAUGAACACCAAUCAGGAGCGUAUGACUCACCACGUAAUGACGAUGACUGUAUCUCUCUGGUCGCAUUUAGACGCUGUCAAAGAGACUUUGCUUAAUCCAGCAUACUCUCUUGCAGACGAGUUGUUGAAGCCGUUGACGAGUAUUCGUCGUCUACGGCUGUGGAAUGGCUAUUUUCUGCGUUAUGAUGAAAGUGCGUGGGAUGUCACAGCUAGUGAUGCGAUGGAAGGAGACGAUGAUGUUUGCGGUGGGCACUCACAGAAAGGACAGCAUCGAGUGAACGUUGUAGUUUGGGUUCCUGACAAGAGAGCGAAAGUUUGCUAUGAUUGCAAACUUAGAUUCACGCGCUUCAGACGCCGACAUCACUGCAGGGCUUGUGGUCAAGUGUUGUGUAAUGAAUGUACUACACAUCGAUUGUCUCUUCCGCAAUUCGGUUAUCCAACUUUUCAAAGAGUCUGUGAUGUCUGCUAUAAUCAACACUCGGCUAAGUCGAUAGAUGCAGGAGAAUAUGUCGUAGUGUCAACUUAGCGUGUAUAUAGAUAGUGUUGUGUAUAUAGAUGUACUGAACUAUAUACUAUUAUGCUUUGGACGUGUUGAUUGGACGUACGUGGUCAAAUUAAUUACUGAUUUAGACUGGGGUCUGUCCAGUUAUGUGUUUUAUAUACCUUAAUUAUAACAAUGCGUCUACUUUAGUA